Molecule: messenger RNA, 1394 nt
Organism: Manihot esculenta (cassava)
Lineage: Eukaryota; Viridiplantae; Streptophyta; Magnoliopsida; Malpighiales; Euphorbiaceae
Product: GLABRA2 expression modulator
Exons: 4
Coding region: 145-1071 (308 amino acids)
Source: RefSeq, a predicted model, not a curated record
CCACCGUCUUUCCCGGUUAGCCCGUCCGCUGAAAAAAAAUUCCUCUUCAAAAAUUUCAUACACGGAAACAAGAAAAACGAUAUCCCGAUAUAGAAGCAAACUUAAUUCCCACGCGCCACCGCACGCUUCGAAUCUUCUAGAAACAUGGAGCAGCAGCCCAAGGCGGAGACUGAGCAGAAGUCCGAAUCUAGGGACCAUGAUUCGAAGCCGAGCUCCCUACCCGAUCCAGCAGGCGGAGAUAAUCAUAAUCAUCAUGUACCAAAUGGAGACGCCAAUAAGGGCAGUGUCGAGACGGGAUCGGAUUCUGCGACGCAGGGUGAGGGUGAUCAACCCCAAGCUCCUGUUCGUACGGGGUCCGCGAGAAAAUCGGUCCACUGGAGCCCCGAAUUGGUGACCGAAUCUCGUGCUUCUCAAAACAACAGUGGCAAUGGCAACGUUUUCUUGGACGGAUCCAAUCCUUACGUUUCUUCAUCUCCUGCGCAGUUCACUUCGUCAUUUUCCUUCAAAGAAACGAUGGGAACAGUGAGGGAUGCCAUAGGAAGAUGGAGAAGAAAGGUGGGAGAAGCUACCAGGAAGGCUGAGGAUCUCGCUGGGAACACAUGGCAGCACUUGAAGACAUCACCCAGCUUUACAGAUGCUGCAUUGGGAAGAAUUGCUCAGGGAACAAAGGUCCUAGCAGAAGGUGGUUAUGAGAAGAUCUUUCGACAGACAUUUGAAACAGUUCCUGAGGAGCAACUCCAAAACUCAUAUGCAUGUUAUUUGUCAACAUCAGCUGGCCCAGUUAUGGGGAUUUUAUAUGUAUCUACAGCCAAGCUUGCAUUUUGUAGUGACAAUCCCCUUUCAUAUAAAUCGGGUGACCAAACCGAAUGGAGCUAUUAUAAGGUGGUUAUCCCAUUGCAUCAGCUUAAAGCUGUCAAUCCUUCAUCAAGCAGAACAAAUUCUGCUGAGAAAUACAUUCAGAUUAUUUCUGUUGAUAAUCAUGAAUUUUGGUUCAUGGGCUUCUUAAACUACGAUGGUGCUGUGCAAUGUCUGCAGGACGCUUUGCAGUCCCAUGAUCUACCGUCUGUGUGAUACUAGACAACUACGAGUCUGUUUGGGUCAAACUUUUGCCAUCAUAUGAUCUUUAUAAGCAGAAGUUUUCAACCUGUACUGCCCAGUGGUAAUGUGAUAACAGCGAAUGUUGCAACUCUUUGGAAAAUUUCCUUGGAUUCCUCUGGGAAUAAAAUUAGGUAAUCGUAGAGUUCACAAACACUUUUGGAUCAGCAACUAGAAAUAUAUAUAUAUAUAUAUCAAAUAUUCUUUUUCUUUUUCUUAGUCCAAGGUUGUAAUUUUUGCACGAUGCAACUCAUUUGGAAACUUCUUUUGCUAUGAAUCUAUUGAUCAGUUGGAGGUCA